CAGCUGCUUAUAGCAAGUGUAUAAAAGUGUUUUAUAUUUUUAAUUAAACUAUUUCAUAUUUGAUUUAGUUUAUAUUUAACUUAUUUUAAUGUUAUUUGUCAAAAUAACCGAAAAUUAUUAAAAGGAUACUUGAAAUUAGAAGGAACGUAACAAAUAUUUGCUGCCAACCAUCAUAUACAGCUGUUCGAAAGUAGCACCCACCACCACAACGCAUUGAAAGUAAGCACGCAAGCAACUUCCCAAAUUUGAUAUAAUAUCAAACAUGUCGAAUGGCAAUCGAGGUCCCGGUCCCAUACCAAAUCGCUGGCUGUAUUGUCCACGCAAGAGUGAUACGAUUAUAGCGGAGAAAUUUCUAGCAUUUAAGACCCCCUUGAGUGAUGCCUUCACAAGUCAAAUGCCCAUGGAUUGUAUUUUCCUACCAGACAUGAUAUUCGGCUAUUGCAAAACAAUGAAAUUAAAAUUGGGCCUGUGGAUCGAUUUGACUAAUACAAAACGUUUUUACGAUCGCGCUGUGGUGGAUGCUCAAGGGGCACAAUAUGUUAAGUUGCAAUGUAGGGGCCACGGAGAGACGCCGUCGCCCGAACAGACACAAGCCUUUAUAGAGAUUGUAGAUAAUUUUAUAGACGAAAGGCCUUUUGAUAUUAUUGGGGUACAUUGUACGCAUGGAUUUAAUCGUACUGGUUUUCUGAUUGCUUCGUAUUUGGUUGAGCGUUUGGAUUGUUCAGUUGAGGCUGCCCUGUCCAUGUUUGCCACUGCUAGAGCUCCGGGCAUAUAUAAACAGGAUUAUAUCAAUGAACUAUAUCGCCGUUAUGAAGACGCAGAAGAUGCCACUCCGGCACCUGUACUACCCGAAUGGUGUUUGGAAUUUGAUGACUCCGGCCAUGGCGGUGGUGGUGGUGGACGUGGGCAAAAGCGCAAACAUGAGGAAUCUGCGCACUCUUCCAAUUCUCAACAAGCCUUAGCCGCUCGCCAACAACAUUCCAAUGGUAGUUUAGGUCUAAUAGAGUCCUUGGAUGACGAUGACAAAGCCGAGGAGGCUGAUGGCAAUGAAAAUCAGACGGCGGCUAAUGGUGAGGAUAAACCACGCAAAAAGAGGCGACGUGAGAUGAUUGUGAAAAACGCCACAUUCAUGGAAGGUGUGCCGGGUGUGGUUUGGAUACAGGAUCAACCACGCCUGGGCGAAUUGCAACAAAAGGUCCAGGAUAUGUGUGGCUGGAAAAAGAAUGGUUUUCCUGGUGCCCAGCCGGUGUCUAUGGAUCGUCAGAAUAUAAAACGUUUACACGAAAUACCGUAUCGUGUAUCAUGGAAGGCUGACGGCACAAGAUAUAUGAUGUUGAUCAAUAAACGUGAUGAAAUUUAUUUCUUCGAUCGCAAUAACUCGUGCUUCCAAGUUGAGAAUUUAAGUUUUGUCAAGUCUUCAAAUCUAAAUGAACACUUAGAGGACACGCUCAUCGAUGGUGAAAUGGUUUUGGACAAAUAUCAGGGAGAAAUAAUGCCUCGUUACCUCAUUUACGACAUCAUCAAAUUCUCCAAUCAUGAUAUAGGCAAAGAGCCAUUCUUUCCCAAUCGCUUGAAAUGCAUCAAAAGAGAACUUGUUGAGCCACGCAUCAAAGCCAUCGAAAAGGGCAUUAUACACCGACCCUCGGAGCCAUUUAGCAUACGCAACAAAGAAUUUUGGGACAUUAGACAGUCAGCAUCAUUGUUGGGCGAAAAGUUUGCAAAAUCGUUGCUACACGAACCCGAUGGUUUGAUAUUUCAACCUUCAGAACAACCGUACACGGCAGGCGUAUGUUCAGAUGUAUUCAAAUGGAAACCGAUGGACAUGAACUCCGUGGAUUUCCGCAUGAAAAUACAUAUACAAGAGGGUUUGGGGAUUGUGAAGAGCAAAGUGAUUCUAUUGUUCGUGGGAGGACAUGAAUUACCAUUUGCUCAAAUGAAUUAUAGUAAAGCUCUUAAGGAUUUAGACAACAAGAUUAUAGAGUGUACGGUAAAUGAAAAGGGACAAUGGGAGUUUAUGCGUGAAAGAACCGAUAAGACUUUACCCAACAGCUACAACACUGCCGUAUCUGUCAUUGAGAGUAUACGCCAUCCUGUUACAAAGGAGAUUCUUUUAAAUUAUAUAGCCAAUUAUGGCUAUCGCAAUGACAAUGAUAUGAUGCCACCGCCACGUAAUAUGCAGCAACAACAACAACAGCAGCAACAACAGCAUCAUCAACAGCAAAAUUCUCAGCAGCAACAACAACAACAGCAUCCUCAUCAUCACCAACACCAACAGCAGUCCAGACCUCCUUCUCAAUAAAUGUUAGAUGCAGUUACUAGAGUUGUGUUGUUCAUGAACAAAAUCGUUUAUUUUAACGAUCGAGAAAACAUGGUAGUGACAUUUAGAUGACAGUUAGUAAGUACACCAGCUAAUAAGCGAUACACCAAAACAGAAUACUUGUUGUUUUUGUUGUAUCCGUUAUGCAGUUGUCGCAGAAGAGCCGCUCAUGAGAGACUCAACUCUUGUAGUAACAUAAACAUGUCAAUGACUCGACUCAUUCAUUCAAACAAACAAAUUCUGACGGCCCAACACAGGCAGACACAAUUUUAACUAGUUAUUAAAAUGAACAUGUUUUUUUAAUUAAAUUAAUUAAUACUACUACUUUGUUUAAGUUAGGUACUUACUUUGCCCUUUAUUUUAUUUUUUUUUUUUUGAUUAUGUGUGACGAAACAAACAAAAUUAAUGAAAUAUAUUUGUUUUGGUUUUCAAACUUAAAGACAACAUGAA
Messenger RNA from Calliphora vicina (urban bluebottle blowfly), 2767 nucleotides. RefSeq names its product mRNA-capping-enzyme (gene mRNA-cap). Bases 263 to 2299 code for a protein of 678 amino acids. The record is from RefSeq and is a predicted model, not a curated record. Lineage: Eukaryota; Metazoa; Arthropoda; Insecta; Diptera; Calliphoridae. Gene Ontology annotation, biological process: dephosphorylation; 7-methylguanosine mRNA capping. The transcript has 6 exons. Gene Ontology annotation, molecular function: mRNA 5'-triphosphate monophosphatase activity; ATP binding; protein tyrosine/serine/threonine phosphatase activity.